Molecule: messenger RNA, 3068 nt
Organism: Oncorhynchus kisutch (coho salmon)
Lineage: Eukaryota; Metazoa; Chordata; Actinopteri; Salmoniformes; Salmonidae
Product: serine-rich adhesin for platelets-like
Exons: 3
Coding region: 189-3029 (946 amino acids)
Source: RefSeq, a predicted model, not a curated record
CAUCAAAAAUAAUUGAUAACUUUGUUGAAGAUGUCAAGGACAUUGUGCAGUAUGCUGAAUUAGAUCAGCCAACAAGCACCCAGAGAGAUACCCAAGUGGGACACUGUACGACAAAGCGGAAACCCUUCCGUGCAGCUCGUAGACUCUGCGAGAGACUUCAGGCAAAGCUGGAGACAUUGUUCCUCAGAAUGGGUGGAGCUCCAGUCCAAGGGGAAGAACUUAUGGAAAAAGCUGACUCCAGUGCUGUGCUUCUGGAGCAUACUGACUCCAGUGAUCUGCCUGUUUCAAUCCUGAGCUUGCCUUCCCCAUGUAGGAGUGAAUCCCCUAUAUCAGAACGUAGUUCAUCUUCUUUAUCUGAUGGAUGUGAUUCAACUGACUCUGUAGGAGAGAAAACACCAGAGCAACCUGAAACCAGUAAGAGUGAGGCAAUACUGCAAGUGGUCAACUCAACAGGACUUGGUUCUCUCCGUAAAUGCCAAAGUGAGAACUCUCAACCAUUACUGUCUCUCUGUGAUUCCAACAUGGUGCCCUGCACCAAAGAGGUCUUGUCCCAGAUUGUGACCAUGUAUAGGUCAGAGGUGGCAGAUUUGGAAUGCACAUCAUCUGUUGCAGAGGGUUCCUCUUCCAACUCCCUUGAAGUCUGUGGCUUUUUGGACAGUGUCAUGUCUUAUCUAGAAGACAUGCCUGUGUCUGGUUCUUCAUGGUUGGAAGGAUUGAGAGAUACUCCAGCCUCAGUCAUUGAGAAACUCUCCAGUGAGGAGUUCCAGAUGAACGCUACCAACGAAGUGCGAAAAAUACUGAUCAAAUCAGUCAGUAGCUUUCCCAGCAAAGUCAGUUCCAGCCAGACAGAUUCUCAGAUGUUGCCAGCAAAAUCAACAAUUUCCUUAAGGCAUACAGAUAUAACUGCUUUUGAAAUCGUUGGAUCAAUUACAAAUGACAUGAAGAGCCUUUUCCCACCCACAGAGUCUUCUACUACUCUAUGGCAGGCAGACUCUAUGCUUCAACAGAGUGAUGAGAAAACCUCAGAGUACACUGAGGCCACACCCAAAGGCUCACAGUCUGGUUUGGAAGUAUCUGAGAAGAAGAUCUGGACAACUGCAAAGACUAUUUACCACAAUGUGAAGACAAAGAUGAGGAAUUAUUUUACAUGGCAAAAUCAAGUCAAAGCAACAACGGCUCAAGCCAAAAAGACCCUCAGCCAUAUUCUGGUUUCAAUUCAGAAAGAGCUGUCAAAAUCUGACCAAACGGUGACUGCGCUUUCACAAAUAGAGAAUGUGGUUGGAAUGAUGCUGAAGGAUGUUGAAAGGGUAAGCAGUGAAUGUGGUGAGGAACUGAUCUAUCAAGCGCCACAGCGUUCUUCCUCCUCGUUGUCAUCCUCAUCUGCCAGAUCAAAGAAGUCAGAGUGGGAAUUUUCACUCCCUGGCACUCCCAUCUCUUCUGAUUUACCAGAGUGUAUUACUCAGCCCAUUGUGAGAUGCUCAGUCAUCGACAUGGGCAAAUCUACUAAGCCAAAAACAUUGGUGUGUGAUGCCAGGGAAAGCAUGUCUGCAAUAGUGGAUACCAUCAUAAAGGAGGUACAUCCAGAGGAAGAAGGGGAGGUUGCAUUCCACCCUGAUCUAACAGCUGCAAUAGCAAGACUGGAGGAGCUCAUAUCUCAGGGUAGGAUUGGUGCUCUCUCACGUGAUCUUACUCACCAAGUCAACCGCAUCAUUUCUGAGAGCAACUUGACCCCUCUGGUUCUGACAGUGGCGGCUGGAAAGAGUGCAUCCGAUACAGUCCUUACUGAGCUGAAGAGGAAUGACAAGACGGUGGGGAAGCCCACAGCUUACAAGCUGGUUCAGCUUUUUGCAGAGGAGUCUGUGAAGCGCCUCUUGCUUCCUAGCCUUGUGCCCUCUACAGCUUCAAUGAGUUUGGCUCAGGGAGUUAGUGUGCCGGCUAGCGUAUCUGAAGAUAGGAUUUCAUGUUCUUUUUCUACAUCAGCAUUUAGUGACACAGUCAGCCUGUUUACCAAAGUAAUGGUAAGCCAGGUCAUGGACUCUGUGGUUUCUGAUGCACAAAGCAGAGGGUCAUCUCCAACCGGAACUGUAACUGAUAUAGGCAGUCUACUGAGUGGUAAGUCCUACCCUCUGCCAUCUUUCUCCGCCAUCAGCAUGACAACAAGUGGGACCUCCAAUGCUGCACGAGGCUUUGAGGCCAACAUAGAUGCUGAGGAAAGGGAUACCAUCAGUUGUUUCGGUGUACCUCAGAGCAUUGUUUGUGAUCAGAAUUCAACCAGCCCGGAUGUUGCCUCGCUUUCAACCCCAUCCACUGACAACUUAGUCGGUGAUGAUGACUUCACCGGCCUCAUCAGCAUGUUAGUGGUGAGACUUCUGUCAAAAAUCCAAACCCAAACUGAUCUGUACCCAACUGACGUCACACGCACGUCACAAGACCUGAUUCCAAAAGUUAUAGCUGCCUUCUGUGCAUGGUCAGGCUGCUCUGAGACCCAAGCUUAUCCCAAGAACCUGAAGAGUCACAAAGUAUACAGCACCGUCUACAAACAUCUGUUGAAGGAGUUUGGCUCAGAGAAAAUACUCCAACUGGCCGUGUCGACUCAGGACUCCACAUUCAAUAGGAUUCUUGUGAAGUCAUUGAGCAAGGAGCUUCUCCACAGUUGUAACGAGGCAUCAAGAGCAGCCUCAAGAACAUCUUUCGAAGCCACCAGGCCAGAAGCUCUUCUCAUGGCUGAAGAUGUGAAGGCUACCAGAGGGAAGCUGUCUUUCCUACAAAGGCUUGCCAGACUGAAAUUCGACUUAAAGCCAUUCAUGAUGGGAAACAAGAAGGAUUCCAAGAAGAAUUCCCGCCAUUCUGAAUCCAAAGACCAGACUACUGCUGAAGAUAUCAUAUUGGCACAUCCUGGACUCCCAGAGGGUCUUCCCUCCACCUCUCAACAGGAGAAGCCUCGCAAACGUCCCCUUCUAAUCAGGAUGUUUUCCACCAUCUCCAUAGGCCUAUCCAAGCCAUUCAAACGGUUUUCAAAGCAAGCUUAAUACAACAAUUUCCUUUAAUACAGUAAUAUUUGCAUUGAA